GCCACACUGUGUACUUAGUGAAAAAAAAGGUACAAAAACAGCAGCAGGCUUCACAGCUAACCUGACUCUGCCUGGUAGGUUCUGUGUGCGAAGUCACUCUUCAGUUUUACUGGCAAAUCCAAUAAACCAGUAAAGGACCCAUUUAAAGGGCUCAUUAUGGAAGGCAUCACAGGACACAUUGUGCAGCUAAUGAUAUUGGGCAUUUUGCUGGGUGUGGCCAGCCCAGGACAUGGGGCAAUCCAGACCCCUGACUAUGAUGACACCUCCACACCUGAGAUCCUAAACCCAUCUUGGAUGGCCACCAUCCCUGACGUCUACUCUCUGUCAGAUGUGACAAUGCCUGGCACCCACAACACCAUGGCUCUGUACGGUGGCACACUGGCUGAGUGUAACUCCUGGUACCUUGCCCAACAACUGCGUGCUGGAAUUCGCUUUCUGGAUGUUCGUGUCCGUCACGUGAGAGGCAAAUUGACCAUCCACCAUGGAAUCUCGUAUCAGUAUGCUCAUUUUGGGGAUGUGUUGAUGGACAUUGUGGCUUUCCUAAAGGAUUAUCCUACUGAAACGGUGUUGAUGAGACUUAAGGAAGAGUUGAGUAACACAAACGAUAUCUAUGGGGCAGUAGUGCGAUACAUUAAUGAGUAUGCACACUGGGACCUGCUGUGGCACAGCCGUGAGAUGCCCACUAUGGGAGAGGCACGAGGAAAGUUGAUUGUGCUGCAAGACUUUACUGGCCCUGAGAUUGGAAUGCUCUACAAUUCAUUGGACAUUGCCGAUGACUGGCAGGUGUCCUCUCUGCAGUCAGAGGAUGUGGAGAAGAAAUGGAGAAGUGUCUACAAUCAUCUGGAGGCAGCUGCAGUUAGUAACAAAGGCCGUAUGUUCCUAACCUACAGCAGUGGUGCCAGCAUCCUGGCACACCCUAACGCCCUGGCCAAGCUCAUAAACCCACGCCUGCAUGAAUAUCUGACAGGCUACACUUUUCAAAACAAGCAGUUCGGUAUUGUAACAAUGGACUUUCCUGGUGCAAAGUUAGUGCAAACUAUUAUUGGCUUCAAUUAAAGAGAGACAAUGACAGGAAGUCAGAACCAAUAUGACUAAAAAAACUGGGCAAAAUAAUAAUAAUGUUUAAAAAUAAAAAUAAUCAAAAAUAUAAAAUUACACAAAUUCCAGGUAUAUAAUAUUGUGACUCAAAUUACCCCUAUUUGUGAAAUUUCUGAGCUUGGUGGCAAAUUUGAGAAUAUCGCUUACUGUAAUAAAGCACUUAGACAAAUUUCUGCAAUAACACCAUGUCAUGACAACAUUUUAAAUAAACAUGUUCUCCAGUCUCUCCAUCAGGACUUUAAUUAGACAGCUUAU
Molecule: messenger RNA, 1353 nt
Organism: Xyrauchen texanus (razorback sucker)
Lineage: Eukaryota; Metazoa; Chordata; Actinopteri; Cypriniformes; Catostomidae
Exons: 4
Coding region: 157-1056 (299 amino acids)
Biological process (GO): lipid metabolic process
Molecular function (GO): phosphoric diester hydrolase activity
Source: RefSeq, a predicted model, not a curated record